AUGGAUGAGGAAUACGAUGCCAUCGUUCUCGGAACCGGGCUCAAGGAGUGCAUCAUCUCCGGAAUGCUUUCCGUCUCCGGCAAGAAGGUUCUCCACAUCGACCGAAACAACUAUUACGGAGGAGAGUCCGCUUCACUCACUCCACUUGAGCAACUCUACGAGAAAUUCCACGGAGCUCAAGCGAAGCCACAACCGGAGAUGGGUCGUGGACGUGACUGGAACGUCGACUUGAUCCCAAAAUUCUUGAUGGCCAACGGACCGCUCGUCAAGCUUCUCAUCCAUACCGGUGUCACUCGUUACUUGGAAUUCAAGUCGAUCGAGGCGUCGUUCGUCGUGAAAGGCGGAAAGAUCUACAAGGUGCCAGCCGAUGAGAUGGAGGCUCUUGCCACUUCCCUCAUGGGAAUGUUCGAGAAGCGUCGCUUCAAGAAGUUCCUCGUCUGGGUUCAACAAUUCGAUGAGAACAAGCCGGAGACGUGGCAAGGAUUGGAUCCACACAACCAGACGAUGCAACAAGUCUACGAGAAGUUCGGACUUGAUGAGAACACCGCCGACUUCACCGGACACGCGCUUGCUCUCUACCGUGACGAUGAGCACAAGAAUCAGCCAUUCGCACCGGCUGUCGAGAAGAUUCGUUUGUACUCGGACUCGUUGGCUCGUUACGGAAAGUCGCCAUACUUGUAUCCACUCUACGGAUUGGGAGAACUUCCACAAGGAUUCGCUCGUCUCUCCGCAAUCUACGGAGGAACUUAUAUGCUUGACAAGCCAGUCGACGAGAUUGUCAUUGAGAAUGGAAAGGCGAUUGGAGUGAAGUGUGGAGAUGAGAUUGUUCGUGGAAAGCAGAUCUAUUGUGAUCCAUCGUACGCCAAGGAUCGUGUCAAGAAGACCGGACAAGUCGUUCGUGCCAUCUGCUUGUUGAAUCACCCGAUUCCAAACACCAACGAUGCUCAGUCUUGUCAGAUUAUCAUCCCACAAAAGCAAGUCGGACGUCACUACGACAUCUACAUCUCAUGCUGCUCGAACACCAACAUGGUCACCCCGAAGGGAUGGUACUUGGCAAUGGUGUCGACCACCGUCGAGACGGCCAACCCAGAGGCUGAGGUCCUUCCAGGACUCCAACUUCUCGGUCAAAUCGCCGAGAAAUUCAUCCAAAUUUCGGAUGUCUACGAGCCAAGCGACUUGGGAUCCGAGUCUCAAAUCUUCAUCUCUCAAUCCUACGAUGCCACCACUCACUUCGAGACAACUUGCAAGGAUGUGUUGAACCUCUUCGAGCGAGGCACCACCAAGGAAUUCGACUUCACCAACAUCACCCAUCUGUCGUUGAACGAUCAGGAAUAG
Molecule: messenger RNA, 1335 nt
Organism: Caenorhabditis remanei
Lineage: Eukaryota; Metazoa; Nematoda; Chromadorea; Rhabditida; Rhabditidae
Exons: 3
Coding region: 1-1335 (444 amino acids)
Biological process (GO): vesicle-mediated transport; small GTPase-mediated signal transduction; protein transport
Cellular component (GO): cytoplasm
Molecular function (GO): Rab GDP-dissociation inhibitor activity
Source: RefSeq, a predicted model, not a curated record